AAAUAUGCCAGGCAGAUAAAUGAACUGCACUAUCUAAAAUUCGAAGUGUGUGCGCCAAUGAGCUUUAGCAAAUAAACAACAAACACAAAUUCAUGCUCUUACAAAAGGUAUAUCAGGUUAUUACACCAGGGCUAUGUAAAAUGACUCAUACAACUAUAAUCCUCCACAAUACUAAUUGGGGGGAAAAUAUAAGCACUCCAAUAAGAGUAUAUAUAUUAUACAAAAUUAACACCCCAAAGCAUUACUAUUAGCUCAAUAAAAUAACAAGCAGCGUGUAGAACAAGCUCUAGUGGGUAAUGCUUUGGUUUGAACUUAUGAUAAAAAGAAUAACAAUAGCAAUUCCACCACCAAACACUGAACCACACAUCCAAUCCACUCUGCACUAAAUUUCAGACAAAAAGGAAUUGAGUUAAUUGUAUUUCAGGCCUCCAUCUAUAAGUUCCGUAAUAUCAAAAUAGGACAGGAAAAGCAUGGAAGAACAGUUCUCCAUUUUUAACCAAAUGAAAAUUUCUAGUACCGCAGCAUAUAGAAUACAGAUCACGCGCCAACCAAUCAAGAGAGAUAAUCCAGUACUACCCACCUGCAUGAUGGUGUGCUGUGGUCCGGCACCUCAAGCGAAUGCUGGCAACUCCGGAUUUAGAUGCGUGACUAGAAGCAGCGGAGGACCCAGUGAAGAAGAUUGGGUGCACACCCUAUAAUAAAAAAAGUUAUACCUGGCGGUGCUCGCCGCCGAAGAAGACCUGGCGAAGGGUCUGACGGAGACCUGA
Zea mays is the source of this 767-nucleotide messenger RNA. RefSeq lists its product as uncharacterized. NCBI's taxonomy places the organism in Eukaryota, Viridiplantae, Streptophyta, Magnoliopsida, Poales, Poaceae. The record is from RefSeq and is a predicted model, not a curated record. The transcript is spliced from 2 exons.